CAUCUGAUGUAAGAAAUGUUUAGCUGGUUGAAUAAAGUGCCCCAGUUACACCCCGAAGGCUUCGACAACGUGGUGGAGGGCCUCAAAAGUAUAUACAAAAACAAACUGUUGCCGCUGGAACAACAUUAUUUGUUCAACGAAUUCCAUUCGCCGCCGCUAAAUGAUGCAGACUUCGAUUCGAAACCUCUCAUUCUUCUGGUGGGACAAUAUUCGACGGGAAAAACGACUUUCAUACGCUACCUCCUCGAGCGGGACUUUCCGGGAAUGAGGAUUGGCCCGGAACCGACCACCGACAAAUUUAUUGCGGUCAUGUACGGCGAGAACGAGGGGGUGAUACCAGGAAACGCGCUCGUCGUCGACCCCAAGAAGCAAUUUCGGCCACUGUCCACUUUCGGGAAUGCCUUUCUGAACAGAUUCCAGUGCUCGCUGCUUAAAUCUCCUGUCCUCAAAGGGAUGUCUGUGAUAGACACCCCCGGCAUACUCGCAGGGGAGAAACAGCGCAUAGAUAGGGGAUAUGACUUCACCGGCGUUCUGGAAUGGUUUGCGGAGAGGGUGGAUAGAAUUAUCUUAUUAUUCGACGCGCACAAACUGGACAUUUCUGACGAGUUUAGGAGAUCCAUCGAGGCUGUGCGUGGACACGACGACAAAAUUAGGAUUAUCCUCAACAAGGCAGACAUGGUCGACCACCAGCAAUUGAUGAGGGUGUACGGCGCACUCAUGUGGUCUUUGGGGAAGGUGCUGCAGACUCCUGAAGUGGUGCGCGUUUUUAUUGGCUCCUUUUGGGAUCAACCGUUGAGCUACGAUAUGAAUCGGAAACUGUUCGAGGACGAGACUCAAGACUUAUUCAGGGACUUUCAAAGUCUGCCGAAAAACUCGGCAUUGAGGAAACUGAACGAUCUAAUUAAACGGGCGAGGAUGGCCAAGGUCCACGCCCUGAUCAUUUGCGAGCUAAGGGGUCAAAUGCCGCUGUUUGGGAAGGACGGCAAGAAGAAGGAGCUGAUAAAGAAUUUGGACCAGGUCUACGAGAAAAUUCGCAAAGAGCAUCAGAUAUCGGCAGGCGAUUUUCCCGACAAAACGAAGAUGCAAGACCUCUUGAACCAAUAUGAUUUCGGCAAGUUUCACUCUCACAAAAUCAAAUUGCUGGACGACGUGGACAACAUGUUGUCCGAUGACAUUGCCAAACUCAUGGCAAUGAUUCCGCACGACUGUAGCCCGUCGACUUUGGUUGAGGUAAGGGGCGGUGCAUUCGAAAACGUCGAGGACAAGAUCACCCCCUUCGGUUACAAGAGCGGCGAGGGGUGCAACGCGGGUAUCGGGGAACCGGAGUGGAUCGUGAACAAGGAACGGGCGUCCUACGAUGCCCUGUUCGACUCCCUCAAUCCGGUCGACGGGAAACUGUCAGGAGCGACCGUGAAGGAGGAGUUUGUCAAAUCGAAACUUCCCAACGUGGUACUGGCGAAAAUUUGGAAACUGGCCGACGUGGACCGCGACGGGUUCCUGGACAAGGACGAGUUCGCUUUGGCGAUGCAUUUGCUAGGCGUCAAACUAAACGGGGACGACAUCCCUUCCCAGCUGCCCGACCAUCUGGUGCCGCCAAAGAAAAAAGACAAAUUGCGCUAGUGUCGGCUGUCGGUCAUAACUCGCAUCGAUCGAAGUCUUUUGAACCAUCAUUAUUACCCUCAACGCUACUUGAAGAAUUUAAAAAGUUUAUGGGCAAUUUGGGUCAAUCUUUUAGGACAACAGUUACUUAAAAACUGCUAAGGCGAUCGUUAUUUGUAAGACGUUGGUCCCUCGCGAUUUGAUGAAGUCAAUAUUUGAGAACAGUUUGUCUUUCGAUCCUUGUUUUACAAAAGUUAACUAAUUCUUGAAAUUGAUCGUUGUUACUUGCAGAAGUUUGACUAAUUUCGAGCCAACAAAACUGCGGUAUGAUGUUUUUUUUUGGCAUAUCGAUCCUUGAAAAUAAUUUUGGUUGGUUACUUGUGAGAUACAGUUGUUACCACAGAAAUUUUGUUAUAUAUGACUUUUUAGGAAAACGGUUGCUUGAGCACUGUUGAUCUUUUGACCUUUUAAGUUCUCUCUAUUUGAAGGAUGUUGGUUUCGCUUUUAGACCAUCGCUUUUCGCAAGCUUUGUUUAUUCGUUGUGGGAAAUGUUGAUCAUAAAUCAAAAAUGAAAAUCAAAUCAUUAUUUCAUGAAACAUUAUCCUUUGAGACAUGUUUUUUUUUACUUUUUUUCUAUUUUUACAUAAAAGAUGUCGGUCUAGCUUUUAGAUCGCCGGUUUUUGGGAGACUUUAGUGUUUCGGGAUUUGAGGAGUUAUUCUUUGAGAGAUAUCUUUCUGUCCUUAAGGUCAUGAUUACUUAAGAAAUGUUUCGCAAUGUUACGAAAUAUCAAAAUUUCUGAAUUUUAAGCUGUUGGCAUUAGGGGAUGUUGUUUUUUAGGCGUUCCUUAGUCUUUCGAGACUUGUGUUACCGUUAGUUAACAUUUUGCAAUGUUCGCCGACCUUUUAGAUUAGAAUAGAAUUUUAAAGAAUAUGUUUGUACAAUUUGAAGUACAUUAUAGCAAGUCAAAAAAAUAAGAAAGAAAUAUCGAGAAAUACAAAACAAAGAACACAAACAGCAAAAAACUAUCACAUUAAAAAUCUUUCAGAAAAAUUUGAUGAACAGGUAUUUUAAAAUAUUCAGAUUACUGCCAACGUUACAUAUUAAAAUCAGACCUUAAUAUUUCUUUUUUACUUCAUUCUGUAAGAUACCUAAUUAUACACUAAUCCGUGAGUUCUUAUUUUUAACACACUGUUUAAAUUUUGACGUUUGUCAAUUCCGACGAUCAUGUCGGUGAAUAUAUUCAUGUUGUUUUACAAAAAUGUACUCAAAAACUAACGGUCGUAGAAAAAGUAUAGUAUAAAACAAGUUUAGACCAACUGAAACUGUCGUCCCUCAUAGUUGAAACAGUCAAGUGAAGCAUUUUCUAGCCUUUUUCGCCAGACGAAGGUUGUGUUAUCGGAGAAUUUCGCUGUUGGUGUUGAAGCCAUAUAAUGGCAUAAGAUCAUUCGUAAAGACAAUGAACAAAUAGACCUUACCCCAGAGAGAGCACCAUUAUUUUUAACACGCUGCGGAAAUAGAGCUGGAAUUCAGUUAGUUUUAAAAUGUAUUGUUUUGUUCAAAACAUUUUUUCAAAUCGUCUUUUAAUAUCGUCUUUUUAGGUUAGUUAGAUUUUUCACAUUUUUAUGCAGU
Cylas formicarius (sweet potato weevil) is the source of this 3229-nucleotide messenger RNA. RefSeq names its product EH domain-containing protein 1-like. The record is from RefSeq and is a predicted model, not a curated record. The transcript has 10 exons. Lineage: Eukaryota; Metazoa; Arthropoda; Insecta; Coleoptera; Brentidae. Gene Ontology annotation, biological process: endosomal transport; clathrin-dependent synaptic vesicle endocytosis. Gene Ontology annotation, cellular component: presynaptic membrane; intracellular vesicle; clathrin-coated pit. Gene Ontology annotation, molecular function: GTP binding; calcium ion binding; molecular adaptor activity. Bases 16 to 1620 code for a protein of 534 amino acids.